Molecule: messenger RNA, 1399 nt
Organism: Lineus longissimus
Lineage: Eukaryota; Metazoa; Nemertea; Pilidiophora; Heteronemertea; Lineidae
Product: transmembrane protein 223-like
Exons: 2
Coding region: 101-1096 (331 amino acids)
Biological process (GO): nervous system development
Cellular component (GO): mitochondrion
Source: RefSeq, a predicted model, not a curated record
CAGCGCCCAUGGUUUUCCAAGCCGGGAAAAUAUCACGUUUCUUUUCACUCAUUUGUGAACUAAACAAACCCUUGAAUCAACACUCAAAGCUGUCCUAUAAAUGAUGGCUUCACUUCACUUUUCCCAACCUGCUUUUAAAAACAUUUACAACAAAUCAAAGUAUUUUGGGCUUCUUUCCAAAUCCAGUUCGCGAUUCAAGGUCUUCCCGUUGAACAACAACGUGCAUUCUAGCAUGAUACAUUUCACUGGAUUGUCACGAUCUGCGAGUCGUCUAUUGACUACGAGAACUAUACUUCAUCAUGGUCCAGCAAGCUCAACGAUUUCAGGGAACAGUGUCGGGCAGCAUCCUAUGAGAUCGAGAGUUGCAGUGCAGUUGCGGGCAUCAAUCUUUGGUGGCCAGAAUGUGGAGAAAAAUGUAGUGCCGAUUUUGAAUGGAUGCUUCAGAAAUACUUUUCAGCAUAAACACUCAUUCUCGACGUCCUGUGCAACGCUAGCAACAAGAAAGGCCAAGAAACGAAGGCAGGAAUUGGAAGUGUUGCCCUUUGAAGUGGACGUAAAUAACGUCACUCAAGAUAUCCCAGUCUACACCAAUGAUGGUCAGAAUCGGUUCUUCCUGCUGGUUAGCUUUUUUGGAGUUAUUCAGUUUGGAUUCUGGUCAUAUGUUGCCCACUUUGCCUAUACAACAUUGAGAGAUGCUCCGGUGAAAGAAGAGCAAGAUGAGGAGACUCUUCCAUUCUGGCGGAAAGUCAAUCUUGGGGGAAACAAGUACAGAUUUGGUACUGCUUUGCUGUCCAUUACAGUUGGAUAUGUGUUGCUGUACGCCUCCAUUUUCUAUCCGAUGAGGGCAGUUAAGCGCCUUACUCUCAUGCGAGGAGGAAGAACGGCAAAAGUCACGACAUACGCUCCAUUUGGAGCAUACAGAAGCUUCACAGCAAGAGUUGAGGACAUCCAGAGUAUGCAAUCGCGGGCCGAAAUGAAACAACAUAUUUCUUUAAAAGUAAAAAACCGCCGCAUGUUUUACCUCCUGGACAGCAAUGGAAAAUUUCUAAAUACUCAAAUAUUUGACUUUAUUGUGGGGCUGAAGAGACGGUGGUAGCUUUGGUCAAUACUUGACUGUGGCCCUGCUCAGUGGACUGAUCAUUACUCUCCAAGAAACUCACCCCUGGUCUGUGUGCACCACUGUUCUGACCGGCAAUCAUUAAGCCGAAAUGUCUGCACUGUUGUAUGUAUCGGGAGAUUGUGGUGCCAUCUUUGGUAACGAGAGGCCCAAGGGCCUGGCACUGCUGAAACACUUAAUGCAAACACGGUUAUCUUUGCCAGCUAAAUAUCUCUGUGUGCCAGUUUGUACUAAAAUAAGUGGUGAUUGUAUGGGAUAUGUUAAUGAUUAAAGUUAGUGUAU